GGUACGUUCAACGUUUGCGUUACAUUUUAGCUUGAUUCGCUAUAUAUUUCUAUUUUAACUGUGAGACUCGCACAAGUGUUUCUCCAGUUCCAUAAAUUUAACCAAUAACUCUUUCACCAAUUAGUUAUGGUUAGUCAUACAAAAAAGCCACGAACUCAGUCACCUGUCAACGUGAUUACUAAUAGUAUAAAUAUGCUCGCAACGACGAGCAGCACAACUCCCACAAAGUAUGGAAAUGAGGCACACAGCUUGCCAAUACGCCGCAAGCGUCGAGCUGCCGGUUCACUACCAUCUACUGUGGCUGAAACUGAGGGCGAAAACUUGCUGACAAACAGCAGUAGCAACGCUUCUACAAACUCAGCACUUGGUCCUGACAUAAACCUCUUCACUUCACCCUAUGUACGUGUCACAAAACUUCAGAUUCCAAGUCCAGCUCCAACACUUACUUCAGAAAUAGAACGACUAAAACUGUCUAUAGAAGAACUGAAGACUGAGAUGCGGGACAUAAGGUGUAGAAAAGAUAUGAAUGCAGGAUUUUCAGAAAAUUUGGCCAACUUAUCUGAACUAUCAACACAGGUUGGUGAUAUAAAAUCACAGGUCUGUGAACUUGCCCCUCUGAACAUCUUGACUAAGACCAUAAACCCUGGCGAACUUGACACAGAAUCAGUAUCUAAGAUAGACACCUUGAUAAACUUCAUCACAACAGAGGUUAUCAAAAGACUUGAUACUAAACUAAGUGUGAUUAUCUACAAUAUACCGGAUAAUGAGGGGUUGAAAAAGGUUCAAAGCAUCUUACUUAGGGCGGCGAAAAUGCCUAACUCCCAAACAAAAUGUCACAGACUGAAGAAGAGUCAGCACGACCACUGCUGUCCUAUACGCCUUCAGUUCGAAACGCAGACAGAGGCUAAAAAAUUCACCAACACACAACGUAUCCUAUUACAGGACACAAGCUACAAACAGGUAAAAGUUGUAGCAGAUAAGACAGUGAUUGAAAGGCGUGCUUACAAUCACCUUAAUAAACCAAAUGGCAGGACACCUCAAGCCACUAAAAUAGAUAUACACACUACCAACACGGUAGAACUCAUAGCUUCCCCCCUCUCUAAUCCCGUAAAAAUAGCUCCAGAGAAAAUGAAACCAAACGAAAGACUUGUGAGCUAUAGUCUUACUCCUAAAGUAACCUCUCCUCCCUCUACGGUGGAUCUAGAUAUGUCUAUGGACAGCCAUAAGAUGGUAAUCAAUCCCUCUUGUAAGCUGACAACAUCCUCUCCUAACCAAAACGUGACAACGCAAAUGGAACUCGGUAACAAAACAGGCCGAAAUACGCCACUUGUUGCGAAGAUUCCCCAACAUAUUCAGACUCCCAAGAAUAUCUCACGCUUUAAGGUAAAUAAUAUUCAAAACCAUGCUAGCAACCAAACUAAAAACAAAAAUAAGGACAUAGAGCCCAAGGACAACAACGACACAACCUACUUGCAUACUGUGCCAAGUCACACUGGUAGCUGGUGUAGUGACGCUAUCACGCAAAGUAGUAAAAGUGACAACACUCGGAACUCAGCCACCAGGCAUGACAUACAAACUAACUUUGGCAGAUUAUACGGAACAAGCCUUCUGGGAAACAAACCACAGUGCAGCUACGCACAUAACGACACCCAUGUAAGGUCUCUUGGAAUGUCCACACACAGUAGGCAGAUUAACAAGUCAUGGGUAUCACAAGGUACCAAUGAUUUUUUAUCCAACACAUCCCUGUCAGCGCUAACCAAACAGCUGGUGGGGAUGUUAACCCUUCUGAACCCGUACCACUAACGUCGGCCCCCUAUCGGGAAGAAAACAGACAUGGGCUAGUACACACGGAACUAUUAGUCACACCCAAAGACUGCACAAGCAUAAGCCAAAUGAAAACCUCAACCCAAGUCUCCAACCUACCCAAGCCUAGAACCACGUCAUUGUAUAGUUUAUCUAAUAAUCAAACCUAUUACCCACUAAAAAAGAUGGAUAGUAACUUGACAGACAUAGGUGGACAAACUGGUUGCAACACAGGGUUGAUAUGCCACGCGGAAACAGCGGAUGCCGAUCCACACUUGAACCUUAUUGACGAGCUUAAACACUUCAAACACUACUUCAAAUCUCAACUCUACUUAAUACUUAUUAAUGCUAGAUCUAUCCUUAACAAACUACCGAUGCUCAGGGCACACACGCUGGUAUACAAACCCCCUAUAAUCAUUAUUACGGAAUCCUGGUGUCACUCCAAUAUACCAGACGAAGAGAUAAGCAUCGAAGGGUACAUACACUUUCGCUGUGACAGGAAGAGUGGUAAGGGAGGAGGCUGUCUAAUGUACUUCCUGAACACACUUACUGUAUUACAGCUAGAAAAUAAGGAACUCAAUGACAUGCACGACACCCUGUGGGUCAACGUACACUUCAAAAGUGCUACACUACUAAUAGGAUGUAUCUACAGAGCACCUGGCACCUUUAGUGAUUACGAGACACAACUUAUAAAUGUACUGGAGCAAGUAUCCACUCUUCCAUACGAGCAUAAGAUCAUAUGUGGAGACUUCAACCUACCCGAAAUCAACUGGGACUUAUUAAAAGGGCCAACUAAAUACGACAAGCUCUUAGGGACACUGGACAUCUUCGGCUGGAAACAAACUGUCACUAUCCCUACAAGAGGUGACAAUGUACUAGACUUAAUAUUCUGUCACGAUAUAAGCCCCCUCUCAAUCUUAGUGGGUUCUAAGUUUUCAGGUAGUGACCACAAAACAGUAAUGUGUGCUCUGCCACUUCCACUGAAUAGCAAUGCAGCUCAUACCUCCACUUCACAACAAGUACUAUAUAGGAACUAUAGUAAGGCAAACUGGACCUUAGUAGAAUCAGUGCUAAGAUCCUCCGAAUGGAGCGAAUACUUCACUACUGAUGACCUCUCGAGAGCUCUGAGCAUCUUCUACCAUAACUCGAACACAUGCUUAGAUGCUGUCAUUCCACUGCAAACACUUGAGCUGUCCCCACAUAGGAAGUCAUUCAUAAAACCAAAGGAUCGUAUGAAACUGAAGAAACUCUCAACAAGUUACUUCAAACACCACGACUUUGGCACACUAGGUUUAAUACUUAACACCCUUAGUUCCAUCUCACAAGCUCGAAAUUUCCGUAUGAGAAACGAAGAACGCAUCGCAGUAGCCAGUCCUGCUAGAGUGUAUGCACUCACGGAAAUCUUAAAGAAGCGAAUGAAUCGCAAAAAACACAGCAUUUCUCUCCUCAUAGACAAAGGUAGGCUAUGUACUAAUUCCGCAGACAUGUGUGAAUUAUUCAACUCAACUUUUGCAGGUAACUACCUUAAGCCCACAGUCCAGUUACUCAAUAUACACCCUGCUACUAAUGUGGCACAAACUCCAUCUCCACACACACCAAACUUAAUUAGCACUAUUGAAUUUAACUAUACUAACAUUAAACAAACUAUAAGAACCCUAAAAUGCUCAAAAGGUUUCGGUACUGACGGCAUAUCAUCCUAUUUUUAUAAAUAUGGUGGCCCUGACAUUCCCUUACUCCUGCUUAAAAUAUUCACAAUGUCCUUAGAAACCCAAACUUACCCUGAUGUAUGGAAAACAACGUUUAUUAUGCCUAAACACAAAUCUGGCUCGAAAACAGACGUCAGUAACUACAGGCCAAUUAAUAUCACACCUAUAGCUUCUAGAAUUAUGGAGAGACUAGUUAAAGAAAACCUAAUGAAGCAUAUGCUUAGUUGCAAUAUUAUAAGCCCGAACCAACAUGGAUUCCUAAAAUCCAGAUCUUGUUUAACAUGCCACUUAGACUUCUUUAACUUUGUGACCAGCAGUCGUGACAGACGACAACUAGUACUUGUCAUCUACUUUGACAUCUCAAAGGCAUUUGACCGUGUCGACCAUUUACUACUAGUGCACAAGCUGAAAUCCUUAGGAAUAAGUGACCCGCUAUUAGGAUGGCUUAAAUCAUUCCUUAACAAUAGGUCCCAAAUAGUUAAACUCGGAUCUAUAACUUCGAAACCUAGCCAAAUCACCUCUGGUGUAGUACAAGGUAGUGUCAUUGGACCCCUUCUAUUUACCCUAUAUAUUAACGACAUAUGCGCUUGCUUUACUCAUGGUAAACCAUUCAUCUUUGCAGAUGACCUCAAAGUAGCUUAUACAUUCCAACCUGAUGACCUAGGGUACUUCCAGAAUGUUGUACAAGAAGAACUAGAUAAAGUGACUGCUUGGUCGUCUUUAUGGAACCUCCAAUUUAACCUUAAAAAAUGUGGCUGGAUCUGCUUCGGUGCACCCUCAAUCGACAUAAAGUUAACGCUUCAAUCGGCUAACCUAACGAAACUCCAAAGUGUCGUUGACCUAGGUCUGAGGUACUCGAGUAACCUAACAUUCUCUGAGCAAGUGGCAUCACAGACUCAAAAGUCGAGGAUGCUCUUAGGAUGCAUACUAAGGAACUUUCACGACAAUGAAGCAAAGCUCAUUCUGUACAAAACCUGUGUGAGGCCACUACUAGAAUACUGUCCAUUUAUUAUUAGCAGCACUCACACACGUGAAAAGCUAAGAAUUGAAAGUAUCCAACGAUAUUUUACCUCGAAACUACUAGGCUACGAAUGUAAGAAAGACUACAUCUCACGUUGCAAGAUUCUACAACUUGACCCACUCUGGACAAGACGACUAAUUAUAAACCUAGUAUUCUUCUAUAAGGUCCUACACAAAAUAUCAUUCUCAGACAUUAAGGACAUACAAUUCGCGCAAGAAGGCUCUUACGAUCUGCGUAACCAAAAUUGCACAGUGACAAUAAAAGCCUUUAAGUCAACACUCCGCGAAAACUUCUUCACAGUCAUGUAUUCUAAAAUAUGGAACAAUCUGCCCCUAGAUAUCAGGAACUGUAAUACAGUUUUAAGUUUCAAACGCUCUCUGUACACACUAUUUCACUCUACUGACUAUAUAAAUAAACUAUUUAUUCCUAGAACGAAUCAACUAUUAGUCUACUACAGUACCUAAACGCGCUUAAAUACCCUUACUUCCCUAAAGACUAUAAAUAAACUAGUAGCAUAAAUGCAUAAAAAGACUAUUUCACUCUACCGACUAUAUAAAUAAACUAUUUAUCCCUAGAACGAAUCAACUAUUAGUCUACUACAGUACCUAAACGCGCUUAAAUACCCUUACUUCCCUAAAGACUAUAAAUAAACUAGUAGCAUAAAUGCAUAAAAAGACUAUUUCACUCUACCGACUAUAUAAAUAAACUAUUUAUUCCUAGAACGAAUCAACUAUUAGUCUACUACAGUACCUAAACGCGCUUAAAUACCCUUACUUCCCUAAAGACUAUAAAUAAACUAGUAGCAUAAAUGCAUAAAAAGACUAUUUCACUCUACCGACUAUAUAAAUAAACUAUUUAUCCCUAGAACGAAUCAACUAUUAGUCUACUACAGUACCUAAACGCGCUUAAAUACCCUUACUUCCCUAAAGACUAUAAAUAAACUAGUAGCAUAAAUGCAUAAAAAGACUAUUUCACUCUACCGACUAUAUAAAUAA
Messenger RNA from Trichobilharzia szidati, 5525 nucleotides. The record is from the annotation of a GenBank genome assembly. Lineage: Eukaryota; Metazoa; Platyhelminthes; Trematoda; Strigeidida; Schistosomatidae.